GAAGAGCUCAAGAAAUACAAUCUCACCUUGCAAUAAAAUGUAAAAAAAACAUACCCAGAGAAAUUAGAAUUCAAGUACUUAGAGAUAUUCAGAGUGAAGAUAAUCCCAUACUAUCAGAAUUAUCAAAAUCUAUCAUCUUAAAAAAAAGAAAAUCUGAUUAUUUAUUAUUGUCUCUAGAUACUUAUUAUGAUAAGAUUGAAGCUAUCGAAUAA
This is a messenger RNA of Dentiscutata heterogama, 212 nucleotides long. The record is from the annotation of a GenBank genome assembly. NCBI's taxonomy places the organism in Eukaryota, Fungi, Glomeromycota, Glomeromycetes, Diversisporales, Gigasporaceae.